Amphimedon queenslandica is the source of this 3711-nucleotide messenger RNA. RefSeq lists its product as uncharacterized. The transcript has 21 exons. Gene Ontology annotation, cellular component: membrane. The coding region runs from base 1 to 3711 and encodes 1236 amino acids. Gene Ontology annotation, biological process: cell communication; metal ion transport. Lineage: Eukaryota; Metazoa; Porifera; Demospongiae; Haplosclerida; Niphatidae. The record is from RefSeq and is a predicted model, not a curated record.
AUGAUUCUUGUAUUCUUUCCUUUCUUUUUGUUAAUACUUACAGUUCAAGGUCAAAUACAAGAGGAUCUGAUUGUAGAGUGCUAUUCAUCUGCUGCUGAUUGUACUAGUAAUACUAAUGGAGUCAGUCUUGCAGCUAUUGACUGCUGUAAUAGAACUGGUGGAGGAUAUAUAUCUCAUCCUGCAGCACAUCAAUGUGGUGCAUGUGUUGUUGUUGGUUUUGAUCAAUCACGUGUGCAUAUUGGUCCAAGUGAUGCUGGUAGAAGAUACUCAUUUACUGCUGAUGUACUCCUCAGUACUCCUGGGGCUCCUGAUGUUACUGGUCUGGAUUAUGUUAUUUCACGACAGCCAGUUAUGCUAGUUAAUGUUACUGACUACUUAAGCUCAGAUUUUGCUGGACGAACCAAUGGUUUCCUACCAGAAAGGUUUAGCAUACAAUAUGUAUCACAAGGGAAUGCUGUUGCUCUCCAACCAAUUCUUUCAUUCAAUUACACAAUUGCUGCUGAAACUAGUUGGAAUGAUCCAGCAAUACCAUCAGGAGUUGUACUUGUAUACAGACGUCUUAGUAUUACAAUUGAUGAUAUAGACAUAAUUACUGUUGGUCUUCAAGAGCCAUCAAUAGUUUUAGAAGGUAGUAUUGCUAUAGCUAGGGUUGAACGUCAAAUAAUUGCAUAUGAAGCUCCUUUUGAAGUCACUGUCUCAAAUGAGAGGUAUACUGGCCCAUUGUCUCAAGAUGAAGCUGCUGUUGGAGACUUUGAUUUUUUCAACUUUACUGAGCAGCAUAGUGUUGUAUUUCAACCAGCAACAUUAAACGAGCAACGCUUUGAAGUAUUGAUGUUUAUGAUGCCACGGGAUAAUAGUGUGGAAUUACAAGAAGCGUUUAGGUGGAGACUCAGUGUUAAUGAUUCUAGAGUUAGAAUAGAUUCUGACACUCGAAUAGUAAGACUUGACAAUCAAGAUGUUUUCAGUAUCGGGUUUAAAGACCUACAUGUUACUAUUAAAGAAGGAGAAGUUGCCCCAUUAACUAUAAAGCAGUUAGGAAAUGAGACUGGCGGUGUAGGCAUUGGAGGAUUUCCAGAGGGUCGUUUAAGUCCAAUUCGAUUGAGAUAUGUAUCCGGGACUGCUACAAUUGAUAGUGAUUUCUCCCUUAAUAUUACUGUGCCAAGAUUAACCUACAGAGACAAUUAUACACUGAAUGAUAUUCCAUUCCAGCCUAUCACUAGUAUUGAUGAUAAUAUCAUUGAGGGAGAUGAAACAAUAAGAGUCAUCAUAGUACCUGGUACAGAUAAUGUUGUUCAAGUACAGAGAGACCAGAAGACAGCUACCAUCACCAUUAUUGAUAAUGAUUCUGGUGUGCUGUCAUUAGAGAGAGGAACAUAUGAAGUGAUUGAGAAUGAAGGAACUGUAGAAAUAUGUGCUGUACUAACUGGAGGAGUAUUACCAACUGAUACAGUAAUAACUAUGCUAGCUAGAUCUAACAGUGCAAGAUUUAGGAGUGACUACAUGCAUAGUCCUUGUGGAAGUCAUCCAAUAUUACCUGCAUUUGCAAACAGGACAUGUGGUAAAUUUAAUAUUAUCAAUGAUACCAUUAGAGAACAACUACUGGAGAACUUUACAGUGGAAAUAAGCAGCAUCUUCCCAGAAAAUAGUGGAUUAACAAUAGAUCGGAGUCCAUCAUUCAUUAGGAUACAAGAUGAUGAUUCUGGAGUUUGGUUUGCUAUGGGUGAAGCUACAUUCUCUGAGGGAGGAGGAAAUCAACCAAUCACUGUCUUAGGACAAUUCAUCCAGAGAGAGAAUAAAUACGUUGAAGUAUACAUUGAUGAUGGAACAAGCAACCAUGGAUUAUUCCUUGGUUUUGUCACAUUUGAUACUGGUGCUAUAAUACAGAAUAGGACUGUUGUUUUUCCAGUGGUUGAUAAUAACAUUGCACUGGAACCUGAUAAACAUUAUCUACUAAGAUUAAGGAGCUUUCGUAAUGAAAUAGAUCUUGGGACAAUGAAUGUGACUGUAGUGGAUGAUGAUGUGGCACAGCAAUUACAAGAGGAUGAAAUUGUACAGUGUUAUUCAUCUGCUGCUGAUUGUACUAGUAAUACUAAUAGAGUCAGUCUUGCAGCUAUUGACUGCUGUAAUAGAACUGGUGGAGGAUAUAUAUCUUAUUCUUCAUUAAAUGCAGAGACACAGUGUGGCGCAUGCAUUGUUGUUGGUUUUGAUCAAUCACGUGUGCAUAUUGGUCCAAGAGAUGCUGGUAGAAGGUACUCAUUUACUGCUGAUGUACUCCUCAGUACUCCUGGGGCUUCAACAAAUGAAGUUCGUGAGCUUCUUUUUAAUAUUUCCCAACAGCCAGAAACACUAGUUAAUGCUGCUGACUUUUUAAUGACACCAGUGUUCAGAGGACAAGACUUUGCUACCUUACCUACAAAUUUUAGUCUGCAGUAUGUAUCACAAGGGAACGCAGUUGCUCUCCAACCAACUCUUUCAUUCGAUUACUCAAUUGAACUUAGUUCCAGUGAAAAGAUGCCAUUAGGAGUUGUACUUGUAUACAAACGACUUAGCAUUACAAUUAAUGAUAUAGACACAAUGCCUGUUCAUCUACAGGUAUUUCCAUUUCUUGCAGAAGGUAUUACAGCUCAAGUUUAUAUCAAGCGUCAGAAAAUUAAUUUUUUGACUCCUUUUGAAGUCACCUUGUCAUAUGAAAAGCACCAAGGUUUAGGAAACCAGAAUCAAGCUUUGGGAGAUUUUGAUAAUUUUAAUUUUUCAAAGCAGAGUGUUCUAUUUGAUCCCAUCCAAGACAAAAAUGUUAUUGCAAAGUCUGUACCUUUAAUGGUUCCUGUAGAUAAUGUAGUUGAACUAUCUGAAGUUUUUCUAAUGAAAAUCAGUGCUACCAGUGCACAUGUUAAGAUUACAUCAGUUACAACUUAUCCAUUCAUUGUUGACAGUGGGGAUGUCUUUAGAAUUGGUAUUAAAGAUAUUAAUAUCUCAGUAAUGGAAGGAGGGACACCAGUGCUAACUAUACAGCAGAUAGGAGAUGAGAGAGGGGGAGAAGCAAUUGGAGGUUUACCAGAAAACAAAAUACAACCAAUUGUAUUAAGACAUGAAGGAGGGAAUACUACAAGAGGUGGCUUACAAUCUGAUUUCUCCUUUAAUCCUACUGUUCCUAAAUUAACCUACAGUGCCAAUAAUACACUGAAUGAUAUUACAUUCACUCCUAUCACUAGUAUCGAUGAUAAUAUCAUUGAAGGAAAUGAAACAAUAAGAGUCAUCAUAGUACCUGGUGGUGAUAGAUCUAAUGACCCUAAUGACCAUAAUGUACAAGUAGAGCUGAAGUGGCAAACAGCUACAAUCACCAUCAUUGAUAAUGACUCUGGUGUGCUGUCAUUAGAGAGAGGAACAUAUGAUGUGAUUGAGAAUGAAGGAACUGUAGAAAUAUGUGCUGUACUAACUGGAGGAGUGUUAUCAACUGAUACAGUAAUAACUCUACAAGCUAGAGACAACACUGCAGUAUGGAACAGUGACUAUAGUACUCAUGAAAUUCAUCCAGUACUAAAGGCAUUUGGAAGCAGGACAUGUGGCAGAUUUAAUAUCAUCAAUGAUGCUGUUAAAGAGGAACUGUAUGAGAACUUUAAAGUUGGAAUAGUCAAUGUUAAUCCACAGAACAGUGCAUUAACAAUAGACAGUAGUCAAUCAAUUAUUAGGAUACAGGAUGAUGAUUCCUGA